AUGAAGUUAUCCGCUGCCAUCACUACUAUAGUGCUUGCCACUUUCACUCUGGCUGCUCCCCAGACGGAGAUGCGCCAGGCGCGUCAUAAUGCGCGUUCUGACGGGAAGCAAAUCGGCCGCAAGACUAGCCGGCCUCAGAACAGGCAUAAUAAUGCGUUGGAAGAAUACAGCUCCAACUGGGCCGGAGCUAUUCUUAUCGGCAACGGCUACACUGGCGUUAGUGCGGAAUUCACAGUUCCCAAGCCUCAGGCUCCUUCCGGUGCCAGUAGCAACACCCAGUAUUGCGCCUCCGCAUGGGUGGGUAUCGACGGCGAUACUUGUACCUCGGCUAUCUUGCAAACUGGAGUCGACUUCUGUAUUCAGAAUGGAGUUGUUUCGUACGACGCCUGGUAUGAAUGGUACCCUGACUAUGCGUACGAUUUCACUGGCAUCACUAUUUCCGCCGGGGAUUUGAUCAAGGUGUCUGUGGAUGCCACGUCCACUAUCACAGGUACUGCGAUCCUCGAGAACUUGUCCACUGGACAAUCUGAGAAGCAUACCUUUACUAGCGGUGUCCAGGGCGACCUAUGCGAGUAUAAUGCGGAGUGGAUUGUUGAAGAUUUCGAGGAAAAUAACGGAUUGGUUCCGUUCGCUAACUUUAGCACCGUGACCUUCUCCAACGCUCAGGCUACUGAUGGCGGCUCCGUGGUUGGCCCUUCUGGUGCUACUCUCAUAGAUAUCGAGCAAAACGGAGUGGUUUUGACCCAGUCAUCCAACACCAACGACAGCGUGACUAUCGAUUAUAGUUGA
Penicillium daleae is the source of this 789-nucleotide messenger RNA. RefSeq names its product A4/G1 family peptidase. Lineage: Eukaryota; Fungi; Ascomycota; Eurotiomycetes; Eurotiales; Aspergillaceae. The record is from RefSeq and is a predicted model, not a curated record. Gene Ontology annotation, biological process: proteolysis. The transcript has 2 exons. Gene Ontology annotation, molecular function: glutamic-type endopeptidase activity. Bases 1 to 789 code for a protein of 262 amino acids.